Messenger RNA from Penicillium hordei, 1242 nucleotides. RefSeq names its product putative COP9 subunit 3. The record is from RefSeq and is a predicted model, not a curated record. Gene Ontology annotation, biological process: ubiquitin-dependent protein catabolic process. The coding region runs from base 1 to 1242 and encodes 413 amino acids. Gene Ontology annotation, cellular component: COP9 signalosome. The transcript is spliced from 4 exons. NCBI's taxonomy places the organism in Eukaryota, Fungi, Ascomycota, Eurotiomycetes, Eurotiales, Aspergillaceae.
AUGACACUCCUCUCGGAUAUUGUAUCCGCAUCGGCAAAUUUACAUCACUCUAACCACCUACCCAGCGACGAGUAUGACCGUCGGAUCCGCGACCUAGUUGAAUAUUUGAGACGGCUACAAACAACCAAGGCACUCGACUCAUUUGCUAAUGAUGAGCCUUUUCUCGAUCCACUACUAGGCGCUACGCUGGUUAAGGACGCUAUGCUUCGUCUUGACCCAUCCUGUGCCGUUUUCACCUCGAGUCACCUUUUGCUUGUCCGACUUUGUCUCCAGGCCAAAGCAUAUUCUUGUGCAUUACCGGUCUUGAAUAAGCAGAUCUGUCAUUUCCCAAUUUCGCUGGGGCGCCCCUCUUCAGACCCCUCGGUGCUCUGCGCGGAUCACGGCUCAGGUGUAUCCUUUAUGACCGAAGCUUCUGGGGUUUCAUCCAAGCUAUCAUACCGAGACUACUUGCAGUACUUUCUUUAUGGUGGUAUGGUGUACAUGGCCUUGAAGGAGUGGCGCAAUGCACUUCAUUUCCUUGGGAUUGUCAUCUCUACUCCGGGCACUAGCUCCGUGAGCUUGAUUAUGGUGGAAGCCUACAAAAAAUGGGUGCUGGUAGGCUUACUCGAAAAGGGCAAGCUCUGUCCGCCUCCAAGCAUCACAACACCCCAUGUGGUGAAAGUGUAUCAAUCACUUGCGAGGCCCUAUAUCAUUCUUGCUCAUGCAUUUGAACGUGGUGAUUUGAAGAGACUUAAUGCUGAAAUUGAUGCUGCCAAAGGGGUCUGGUGCGCGGACAAUAAUUUCGGUCUCGUUUCCCAGGUAGUGGGCGCUUUCUUCAGUCAAACCGUUAUCAAGCUUGGGAAGACCUUUGCAGCUUUAACGAUGGCCGACCUUUCAAAGCAGGUGUUUCCCUCCCCUGUGUGUGCAGAAGUCACUGGAUCCGCUGUUUCAUCCAUCAUCAUGUCUAGUGCUUUGAACGCGACAUUGGUGGAAACCAAAGAUCAUGCUGAGGCUUCUAUGCUACGUUUCUCAUCCAUUCAUUCGUUGCCUCAACUCUCUCGUGAGUUGGACUUACAGUCCCAACUCAAGCAGGAGAUGAAGCUGAUGGAGACGCUGGUGAUUAAUCUUGGGGAAACCAAUAAUAACCUGGGACUAAGUGAUGAUUACGUUGAUAGCCUACAUAAGGGUCAGGUUUGGUCAAGUUCUAGUGAAGUCAAUCCUAUUGUAGGGGGGAUGCUGGACUUGAGAUGGAUGAAGAUCUGA